Fusarium coffeatum is the source of this 4029-nucleotide messenger RNA. RefSeq lists its product as uncharacterized. NCBI's taxonomy places the organism in Eukaryota, Fungi, Ascomycota, Sordariomycetes, Hypocreales, Nectriaceae. The transcript has a single exon. The record is from RefSeq and is a predicted model, not a curated record. The coding region runs from base 1 to 4029 and encodes 1342 amino acids.
AUGGACAACAUCACGGAAAAGAUUGCAAAGGUCACAGACCUGAGCACAUACACAGACCUCACCCCAGAGCAUCUUAAAAAGCUGUUCCUCGAGAUUGGUGGCAGUCCCGAGAAGCUCCGCACCAUCCUGAACUUGUGGUUCGUCCCCGAGUUCAAGCCAACAUUCAUUGAGCCACAGGACUAUUCCUUUGGUGGACUUCAAGAUGUCGGCUUUCUCGAGUCGCCAGACACAGAGAGCCCCCAACGGCCUCUGCGUCUGAUUGACCUUGAGACGGGCAAUCUUGUUGAUGUCUGGAACACAAGCCCUUCAGAUUCGUAUUGCAUGCUCUCGCACAGGUGGAAGGGCGAUGAGAUUACCCUGGCUCACAUCAAGCGAGCGAGACAGAAGCACCUUGAAAGGUCCCGAAAUGGUAUGCUUUUGGAACUUGACGGUGACAUUCACAUCGUCCUUGAGCAAUCUAGGCUUGAUAUCUUGGAGCAAGAACAGAUGAUCGAGUCUCUCCUGGGUGACAACCCAGAUGGAAGAACUGUCGGCGACUUGCUGCAGAUGCGCCUUACUGCCAGCGACGCAAAGUCUCAGGUCAAUCGGGCGCGACAGAACAGAGACGCUAAGAAGUCUAAGCUUGAGCGCUGCAUGAUGGAGAAAGAUAUGUUUGACCAUCUGAUGAAUCGCAUCCAGAAGGACAUCAGCGAGGAUACGGAACAGGUCACUGACCCGAAGCCUACUGUGUCUCCUCUAGUCGACGAAGCGGAAGCAGAAUAUGCCGAUGCUCAAAAGUCACUGGAAGUAUCUAUCACGAAUCAGAACAAAGCCAAUCAAGACGCCAAGUUCUUUGGUAGUGACCGUCGACUUGGAGAUGCUGUGGACGAGAUGAUGAGCCGGCUCCAACGCUGGAAGUCAGUCAUCAAGCUCGAGCGGUCCAUGACUGAGGCUCGGGAUAUCUUCAAAACGAACAUGUUCCCGAAUUAUGGCGCUCGUUACAUGUGGUCUGACACUUGCUGUAUCGACAAACUCAAUUACGGAGAGCUUUCCCAGUCUCUUUCACUCAUGGGCGAUUGGUACGCCAACGCUGAGUUCUGUGUCGUCCAUCUUGACACAGACAGUCGGGCUGCAGACGCCAUUCAUGACUGGAAGCAGUUCAAGGGAGAGCCAGUCAAUAGCAGCCCUAACAUUCCAAGCUUUAAAGCUAUUAAAGGAACGACUCCCGAAUGGUCGAAACGUGCGUGGACUCUACAAGAGUUGGUGAUGAGCAAAAUGGCAUACUUCACCAACUCUCAGUGGACGUCACUCAGCCGACCUGUGCAAACUCUAGGCUACAUUUACCCUUUGAUCCCAUUUAUUGAUCUGUAUACCAGUGGCGAUAUAGCCGAUGUGUACUCCAACGAAAACGAGACGAAUGCCUUGGAAGCCAUUACAAACUCUGCGGCUCUCGGGACACUCGUGGCCGGAGAUGAGGUUGUCAUAGCCAGUAACGAUGAUGAAGACCAGGGUGCUUCAGAGAGUAUCGGUACAGCAGUUCGCAUUGCCUCAAUUCUCCAGACUCUAGGGUUCAUAUUCCCGCGAGAGAUGAUGACAGAGACUGCCCUGCCAGAGAUGAGUCGCGCCGUCUAUCUCGCAGCACAUAAUCUCGUUAGAAAUGAGAGCGACAAUGCGAGCAGCCCAGUGAAAGACAUCCUUGCAGAGGUCAACCACCAUAUCCUCUCCACAACUAAAGCAGAAGGUCUCACUGCCGAGAUACAGGCGCAAAAUGCUAUUAACUUCCUCCUCUAUUCCCUUGUUGCAACAACAAAGGAUCUUGUUCUUGAAGAUCGAAGGUCGAUCGCAAGUUUCGGCCAAGUCAACCAGCUAGACUCAUGGAAGCAAGGUAUUGCCCGCAGCGGUUUCUCUGCUCAAAGAGUUCUCCAGCUUUCUUGUAGCCGCAACGCAACCGUGCCAGUUGACCACGUAUACUCCCUCAUGGGUAUUCUCGGCGUUCGCUUCCAGUCAUUCCAUGCAGAAGGGUACGCUAAAGCUUUAUCUCGUCUUCUCGAUGAGGUCAUCAUCAGCCACAAUGAUGUUUCAGUCUUCAACUGGACCGGGGCAUUUAUGGGCAGUCCUGUUCGUGGACGCUCCAUGUAUCCGGCCUCUCACAAAGCCUACUCAAAUGAAGAAGACUCUGGCCGACGCUACAACAUGAUGAUUUCUGCGGAAGUUCAGCGGAAGCGGAAAGAUGUCAUGGUCGCUUAUCAAGGCAUAAUAACCAUGCUUCGAGAUGCCAUUGACUGCAUUAAAACAAAUGGACGUGAAGGGCUUCCGCUGGACUGGGUCCGCAAUAUUUGUGUUUUCGUGAAAGGGUCCACGUUUGAAGUUCUUGGACCUGAGCUGGAGAACAUCGGCAAGAUUCUUCGUUACAUCCAAGACCAUUGUGUCAAGCCCGACCCUGUACUUCCAGCUCCAUCUGCCCAGCAGCAAACAUCUGUGGUCGGGAGUCAACCUCCAGUUUCAGACGCAAAGUCUGGUGCUGGGGCUGGUUGGGGCUUCAACAAACCAACGCUCCCAAGCAUGAAGGUCAAGACACCAAAGCUGCCUGGCUUUGGGGGUGCUUUAAUCACGAAGCCAUCUUUUGGAAGACAUCACUCUGAACCUGUGGAGAAAGCUGUCAUUCCAGAGCCCGUUUCUCCUCCAAAGCCCAGCACGCCUGAAGUGCCAGAAUGGCUGUCACUAGACCAGGAGGUCAAGACGUACCUAUCAAGUCUUACGUCGAACUCUACAACGAGAGGCUGCCUACCAACUCGAAUCCAGGAACUCGAAGCUAAGAGGUUGGCGCCGGAGGCCAAGCUAGAGAGAUCUAGCACAGCAUACACUUCUCUUGACGAUGACCUUACCUGUCCAAACCCUAUCAUCAUCAACAGUUCCGGGAUCGAAGGCAUCUUCGACAUCCAAAGGAUUGUCGUCACCAUGAUCGACCGGGAGAAGCUCAUGAGGCAGGUCGUCAAAGCCAGUAGUCCGAAGCAGAAGAUAUCUGGUUGGUGCAUCAUCAGCACAGGCUUUGCUAGUGUGGUUGUCAACUUCGCCUGUGAACAACACAUCCUGAAGAAACAGCUGGACGUCGAACAAACAGUCGAGGACAAAAUCAUCAAAGAAGACCGGGCACGGAAGCUUCACAGUGACUUGCAGAUUGUGGCUGGAAAGCCAAAUGAUAAUGGUGCACCAUUGACUAAGGACGCUCAAUCCAGCGACACGGAGGACCUGACUGGCAAAAACAUCAAUAGCUCCAAGCCAACCAAAGAUGAGCUGGCCAUCGUGCGCAUCAUUGGCUUUAUUCAAGAGCCUCAACUUCAGCUUGUCGCAGGAGAGUGGGUUUUGACACGCUUCUCUGGGACACCAGGAGCGCAGUGGUUCUUAUGCUACCUCGAGCUAGGCUCCACCCAUUCGUACUAUGGCCAUCGCAUCUCAGCUAGCGAUAUCAACUUCAAUAACUCAGCUAUUGAGCCUGGACUUAUGAGCGCCUGGAAGGUAUACAUGAAUCGUAAGAAGAGCAAGAUGUGCAAUGUCUUGGACAAGUACAUCAAAAGCUCUACGAGCGCCAUGAAAGGUAAGGAAAGACUCAACAAGAGUUCAGAAAUUGCGAAUGAAAACUAUGCAAGGUUUAUGGAUGCAGGGAAUCAGAGUCUUGAGCGGGUCAAGAGCAUGGGAUCAUCAGUAUCUGUAUCACCGUCCAUGCUCAAACUCCCAUUCACCGAGUCUGACGCCAAGGAGGUCAGUGCCAAGGAUCUGGACUCGGAUGAUGAUGAAGACGGAGGGAAAGGGCUUUUUGAUGGACUACUUGACCAGGGCAAGGAAGCCACCGCAGCACUGGGCGAGUAUACGGUCCUUGCUGUUUAUGAGAAGAUUUGCGAAAUGCAUGCUCAGCACCUUGAUAAGCACCUGGCUACUUCAGUUCUGAAACGGACGCCCAAAAAUCUUCAAACCGCUAUCGAGAGUGUGGACGAGCACAAAGGGUUCCUCCCCGCAAUGUUUCAUUCCUCUCGAAGGGUGCAUAUGUUUUAA